Molecule: messenger RNA, 1968 nt
Organism: Dendronephthya gigantea
Lineage: Eukaryota; Metazoa; Cnidaria; Anthozoa; Malacalcyonacea; Nephtheidae
Exons: 3
Coding region: 1-1968 (655 amino acids)
Biological process (GO): DNA repair; telomere maintenance
Molecular function (GO): DNA helicase activity
Source: RefSeq, a predicted model, not a curated record
AUGCUUGGCCAAGUUACUUUUGGUUGGAUAGACAAGCGUUGCAAACAAGCAACUGGUUAUAAUGACAAAGUAUUUGGUGGAAAAUCUUUGAUUUUAACUGGCGAUCCAGGUCAAUUGCCACCAGUAGCAGAUAAGCCCCUUUAUCAUGGUAAACCAUCAAAUGCUGUUGGUGAACAAGGUUAUCAAGCAUAUCAUAUGUUUGAAAAAGUUGUUAAACUCACUGUAAAUCAACGUGUGCAAGGUAUGACAUCUGAACAAGUACAGUUCAGAGAUUUGUUGUUACGACUUCGCAAAGGUGACUCAACAGUCGAUGACUGGAAAUUACUUCUGACACGUCAACCAUCGAAUGUCACUAAUUUAUGUGACUUUCAAGAUGCUACUAGACUCUUCUAUAGUAAUGAACAAGUUGCAAAUUACAAUAAUGAACAGUUAACAAAACUUGAGCAUCCAAUUGCUCAUAUUAAUGCUCGCCAUUCCUCUGCAUUGGCAAAAAAGAUAUCUUCAGAUGAUAUGUCUGGGUUACAACCUGUUGUGUUUCUAGCAAAAGGUGCUAAGGUGAUGUUAACUAUGAAUUUCUGGUCAAGUGUUGGCCUCUGUAAUGGGGCUACUGGAACAGUUAUUGAUAUUAUCUAUCAGAACAACCAUCAACCACCUGACUUACCUAUUGCCGUGAUAGUAGAAUUUGAAAACUAUAGAGGACCUGUUUUUAAUGAAAGCCAACCAUUGUCUAUCCCAAUAUGUCCAAUCACUGUCACAUCACAGACAGAAAUAGGUUUCCAUGAGAGGCAACAGUUACCUCUUAGGCUUGCUUGGGCUCUAACAAUACACAAGAGCCAAGGACUAACACUUCCAAAAGCAUGGAUAGAUAUUGGCAAAUCUGAAAGAACUGCUGGAGUUUCUUAUGUUGCUAUUAGCAGAGUAAAAUCACUUGCAUCUUGUAUCCUGAAGCGAAAAGAAUUGUUAUGCUAUGUGCAUGAAGUCACCCCUGUGCAGAAAUCCGGGAAAGUAAAAUACACCACUUGCCAGCUGCAAACAUCUCAGAAUUCCAUGAUGAGGGCAAUCUGUUUUUCACCAGAAAAAACAAGUCCCUUAAAGUCGGCAAUGACAAAUAAAAGUCCCAUCAAGAUAAAGAAGUUUGACUACAAUGACAAGUUCAACAACAUUGUGAUAAAGAACAACACUUCAAUCACCCCACAUCAUAAAGCACUUCCUUUUGAUGCAACUCCAGUUUUGCAACACCAUGUUCUUACAAUAAAAGAGUUGCAAACAACCUCACCUCAGCAACUAGUAACCAUCAAAGCCACAGUAAAGAAUAUGUCAGGUGUGAAAAAAGUUACUAUGGACACAACCACUCUAAGUAAAGUAUCGGCAACAUUGGUGGAUCCAACAGGCUCAAUCACAGGUGUCUUCUGGGAAGAGUGGGUCAAGUGUAUUCAGCAAGACCAUACCUAUCUGUUCACUAAUAUAAGGGUGAAGAAGGACAAUUACACCGGCGAAUUGUUUGUUAAUACUGCCAAAGAAGGUUUUAAUGUUCAAGAAGUGGAAGCUUUCACUGAAGAAUUACCUCAAGCACAAGCAAGUAUGCUGCAACUGUCAACAAAGGAUGUUUCUGCAGUCGUUGUUGGUGUAAAAUCCAUAUCCUCAUACUACACCUGCAAUGCUUGUGGAGGGAAAGCUGAAGAGAUUGGGAACAAGAUAAAGUGCGAGUCUUGUAAUCUUCGUCAAAAAGUACGACCUGAAAGCAAGCAUUGGUAUUGUCGCAUUUUUGUAGAAGAUAUUCAAACAAAAGAAAAGAUGUACCUGAGUGUUUUCCACCAGCAACUCCUUCAGAUAUUUCAAGCUGGUAACCAAGAGCUUAAUGGAGCAUCUACUGAGAUUGAUAUAGAAGACUUUCUUUUGAAUUCAGAUGAGCCAUUAAAAAUCAGUUACAAUAUCUCAAAUGGGAAAGUUACAGAUCUUUUGUCAUAA